GUCAAAGCAGUUGUUUCAGUUUCGUAAAAACAUCUCAGGUUAAAACAAAAAAAAAUGUUUUAGUGCAAGUUUAUAAAUGUAAAACCUACUAGUGCCUCAGAUAUACAAAAGUGAAAUUGAUUAAUAGUUUUAAAUGCCGAAAAUCCUACCAAAAUACAAUGAGUUACGAAACUGAUGAAGUUGACGAGGACAUUCGCACCCUCAUAUCGGAGGCAGUGGAUGCAGCCGACGAGUUAUUUGGAGUUACCGUGCAGGAAGAGUUGAACAAAACAAAAACCGCUAUCCUGAAAGAGUUGGAAUCCGAAGUGGAUAACUACGCCAAGCAGAUAACAAACUAUACCAACAGAUUGCAGCGGUUGGAACUACUUGAGCAGGGAAUGCUCCACCGUCUAAACAAUUGCAGCACACUGGCGAAGGAAUUCGACGAUCUAACAGAUUUGUAUCAGACUAAGGUGCACGAACUAAGGGAAUUAUUGGACCAGAGUAUCACAUUUGAGUUUUCGAAACUGCUCGCCAAGGACGUGUUCCACAAGAUGUGCGGAUUUAGGGAUGAACUUGAUCAUCUGGAGGAGCAGCUUGGCGAAACCACAGGUUUGGUCAACAAGGAGGACAAUCAAGAGGUCGUGCAGACUUUGAGUCAUCUAAAACGGAAAACUUCCAAAGUUAUGCAAGAUAUGGAAAAUCUAUUGGGAUUGAAUAGUAUGCACAAACUUACAGUUGUGGGAUUUUCGAACAAAAUCUAUUACGAUCAGCAUAAAAGUGAUGCCGCUUAAUUUUGUUCCAUACACGUUACAAUAACUCUUGAUAUGGCAUGUCAAGUACAUACAAUUUAUGAAACAACCUAUAAUAUGUAAUAAUAAAGAAUUGAAAUAAUUUAUUUUAUAA
Molecule: messenger RNA, 885 nt
Organism: Armigeres subalbatus
Lineage: Eukaryota; Metazoa; Arthropoda; Insecta; Diptera; Culicidae
Exons: 1
Coding region: 159-773 (204 amino acids)
Source: RefSeq, a predicted model, not a curated record